Pecten maximus is the source of this 1487-nucleotide messenger RNA. RefSeq lists its product as uncharacterized. Lineage: Eukaryota; Metazoa; Mollusca; Bivalvia; Pectinida; Pectinidae. The transcript has 3 exons. Bases 134 to 532 code for a protein of 132 amino acids. The record is from RefSeq and is a predicted model, not a curated record.
AUGUAUUACCACUUUAUAUUGGCGGGAAAGAGUGGAGAAGGUUUAUUUGUAAACAAAAGGCGACUUUAGACUGAACACGAACAGCCUAGGCUUAUAAAUUAUAUUUGAAAGUCAUUGAAGCGGAAAGGUGAAAAUGGUUUGGGGAGCUGUCGCAUCAGUUGGAUUGAGUAUGGUGCUUGGAUUUCUCUGGUACUCACCAUUUUCCCUGGGCAAGCUGUGGAUGAAAGCCACCUUCCCCGGACAGACCUACACGGAGAUUAGAGAAGGCGGUAAUCCUGCUGCGUGGCCUCUCACCAUGUGCUCCUGUUCGAUUCUGGUGUCCGUUCUACACUACUUUGUGGGACCCUACCUGGGAGUGACUAGUGUUCCUGCAGCCUUGAAGGUCGGACUGGCUUUGUCUGUUACAGACUUCCUGGCCAACUUUCCACAUCAGUUGUAUAAUAGAGCUUCGUUGGUAACCUACCUCAUCGACCACUCCUACAAUGCUGCAGUCUUUACAUCAUCCUGUCUGUGCCUGGUCUACUUCAGCUAAGCCUUAAAGCGGAUGCUGGAUUUCUUCACAAUCAUUUUUCAUAUCAUCUACAGUAGUAUUCACUUUCAGUGUAGUUUUUAUAAGAAAUCACUAUUUUAAAAAUUUUCCACUGAACUCGGGGGGGGGGGGGGGGGGGGGGGGAUUCUUGUUAUGCAUAGAUCAUUGAGUUACCACCUCACAUAAUCAAAGUUGUAAGGAAAACACAGUUGUGUAUAUGUUAUCAUUAUAUUUGCUUUAAAAUUAUACAAUGAGUCGAUGCUUCUCCAUUGUUUAUGAAAAUUUAUUUUGGAAACCUGUCAGUUUUUGUAGUCAUUACAUUUUAAGUUGUUUCACGAAACUUUGUUCAUUUCAGUGGUGAACUCUUAAGAUUUUUCUGUUCAUGGCAUACCAAGUUGAAGCUAUGGUGUCUUUUGCUUGUUUUGUUUAAAGAAAAGUACAUUUCAUAAAUAUCUUAUAUAUACAUUUGUAUAUAUAUAAUCAUAGAUAGCUUAGAUAUACAUGUAUAUUAGUUGGUUGUCAAAUAUAUCAUUUCAAUAGUCUGCUGAAGGCCGUUACUAUUAGCAAUAGCAUUGCUUACUUGUAUGGUCAAAAUAUGAUCUAUCAUGCGAUUCUACUUUUAUAAAUCUUGCCUUUUGGCUUUUUCUUAUUUAAAUUUUCAAGUAACUACAUAAUUUAUGCAAAAAAAUAUAUUUAUAUAAAUAUUUGUUAUCUCAAACAAGCAAAUCAUGUUUUGUACAAAAUUUGGUCAAGAUAUAGUUUGCUUUUUUUUGACAUUUGUAGUCCUUGAUUCACCAUCUGUGCCAUUUUGAUUUUUUUUUCAAAGUUUUAAGUCAGCAUUCGGUGUUUUACAUGUUUUGAUAAAUGCUUGUUUUAUUUGUUAUAUCUGCAUUUUAGUAGCUUUUACUCUGAAAGUACCGCUCUUUGUUCAAAACCAAUAAACAUAUAUGUAAUCGAA